Messenger RNA from Meleagris gallopavo (turkey), 385 nucleotides. Lineage: Eukaryota; Metazoa; Chordata; Aves; Galliformes; Phasianidae. The record is from RefSeq and is a predicted model, not a curated record.
CGACCCCGGGCUGUACCAAAUGCUGCCGCGCUUCAGCACCUUCAUCUCCGAGGGGGUCCGCGUCAACGUGGUGCAGAACAACCUGGCUCUGCUCAUCUACCUGAUGCGGAUGGUGAAGGCGCUGAUGGACAACCCUACGCUGUACCUGGAGAAAUACGUGGGUCCAGAUGUCCCCAAAUGUCCCCAAAUGUCCCCAGACGUCCCCACGUGUCCCCACAUGUCACCUCUGUGGCCCUCAGUAUCCUCCGAAGGUCCAAAAUCUGCCCCCAAAGGUCCCAAACGCAUCCCCAAAUGUCCCCAAGCGUCCUCAUUGUGACCCUGAGUGUCCCUGAUGUAAUGCUGAGUGUCCCCAGAUGUCCCCAGUGUGACCGUAAGUGUCCCCAAA